AUGGUUAUUCAUGAGGGGAAAUGUAAAGGUAAUGGGGUUUUGAUCCGGGCUGUGGCUGAGUACGUUGCUGAAAUUAAGGAGGAAAAUCAACCUCAGUUGUGGCUGCCCCCUAAGACCAAAUGUCCUUGGGCUCCUCCUGGACAGGAUUGGUAUAAGAUUAACACAGAUGGUGCGGUGUUCAGGGAGAUUGGGUGCUGCGGAAGCGGGGUGGUGAUUAGGAAUGAUGAGGGACAAAUUAUGGGAGCAAUGAGUAAAAGAUGGGACAUGCCUCUGGGUGCAUUAGAGAUAGAAGCAAAGGCUGUGGAAGAUGGGGUUCAACUUGCGUGGGAUCUUGGUCUCAAAAGGAUUAUCAUUGAAAGUGAUUCGCAAACUAUGGUCAACGCAAUUCGUGAUCAAAGCGUAGUCCCGAGUAGCAUCCAACAUGUCAUUGAAGGCAUAGGAGUGGAUCUUACAUGUUUUGAGGCGUGGAAGGUGUCUCAUAUCUGCAGGGAAACAAAUUCUGCAGCUCAUAUUUUGGCAAGAAAUGCCAAGUCUGUAAUAGAUAGGGUCAUUUGGGUGGAGGAUACCCCACCUAUUGUCUCUGCACAAGUGCAGCAAGAUGUUAUAUGUAUGAAAUCAGUUUCAGUUUAUUGA
Molecule: messenger RNA, 633 nt
Organism: Quercus robur (English oak)
Lineage: Eukaryota; Viridiplantae; Streptophyta; Magnoliopsida; Fagales; Fagaceae
Exons: 1
Coding region: 1-633 (210 amino acids)
Molecular function (GO): RNA-DNA hybrid ribonuclease activity; nucleic acid binding
Source: RefSeq, a predicted model, not a curated record